CGCAUAAUUUUAACCGAACAAUCGGAACCUGGCCGCCAGUUGAAGUUUAGUUCUCCUUCACUCUUCAUUUCGAACCUCGCGCCGUUCUAGUUGCAGCGGCUCGUCGCUGCUGCUCCUGCUGUCGCGACUCCGUUCCCCACUGCUGAAGUCGUGCAUGUGUAGCCGCUGCUCGUCUACCCCGUUUGCGCCGAUCAAGUCGCUGCUGCUUGUGCCGUCGCACAUCCGUUCAGACCUAUUGUGAAUCAGCGUCCUCGGAGCUGCCUUAAAAAAAAGUCCUCGUCGUCGACACCCAUUGUGAAUCAGUCCGUAUUAUUAUAUUCCGAACCAACUGGGAUACUGAGAAAUUCAAUAAUGUGGAACUAUUUUCUAGGAAAGAAAUAGAUUAUGUUCGGACAUCGGGCUGAGCACUUUUUCGAGAAAAUUCUGUCCUAAUCUUAGUAAAGAUCCUCUAAUAUCUAGAUUUCUCUGAAGGAGUCUUCUCAUGGCAGCAAUAAGCAUAAUGGUCCCAGCCUCAAGACAGCUUCAGCUCCUCCGCCACCAUCUUCCACUGGGCUGUCAUUAUUGUCAUACUUCCACUGUCUGGUGUGAUUUGGCGCCAUCACAAACUCAUGAUAAGUCACUUGUAACCCAAGUGGUGCAACUUCUCCAGGUACCUGAAAAUGAGUGGAAUUUUGAUCAGCUUCAUCCCCUGCUAUUCUCCACCACUACCACCCCUCACCACCUCCACACAAUCACACUACAUUUGGGUUCCUCUUCAAAAGCCCUAAAUUUUCUUGAAUAUGUUAGAGCAAAUGCACCAUCUGAGCAGAGCCCUUGUCUGUCUCCCAUAUUCCAUGGUGUUCUUAUGCUUUUCAGUAAAGAGCCCAUUUCAGAAUGUAAGCUUUUGGAGAUUUAUGAGAAAGUCAAGCAGUGGAGCAUCCCGCUUACUUUCAGAUCGGCUACUCUUCUGAUUCAGUGCCUUGGAGCGGCUAAAAUGGUGGACGAGUUGCUUCUAGUUUUCAAUAAUCUUGACCAAUCUGCAAAGAGAACCUGUGUUGUCAAUACAUUGAUCAGUACAUUGUUUAGAGUGGGGCAUACUGAAAGUGCAUUCCAAGUGCUUGAUGAAAUGUGUAAACCAAAUACUGUGUUUCCUCCAAACAAAGUCACUGGUGAUAUUGUUUUUGGUGAAUUAUUGAAGAGGGGAAGCCCUGUAGGUAGCAUUGCUGAAGAGGAAAUAGGUUGGUUGGUAAGAAAGCUAAGUAAACAUGGUGUUUUCCCUAACACCAUCAAACUCACACUCCUGAUCGCCAACCUAUGUGGGAAAAAAAAGACUCGGUUUGCUUGGGAUCUUUUACAUGAUGUAAUGAAAUUAGGUGGUGCAGUUGAAGCUGCUUCAUGCAAUGCCCUCUUGACAGGUUUGGGAAGGGAUAGAGACGUGAAGAGGAUGAAUGAUCUCUUAGCCAAGAUGAAAGAAAUGGAGAUACAACCCAAUGUUAUAACCUUUGGGAUUCUUAUUAAUCAUUUAUGCAAGUCUCGGAGGAUUGAUGAUGCAUUGAAGGUGUUAGAAGAAAUGAGAGGAAAAGGAGGGAGUAAUGGGAUGAAUGUUGAACCUGAUGAGGUGAUAUUUAAUACUUUGAUUGAUGGACUUUGUAAAGUUGGGAGGCAUGAUGAGAGCUUGACCUUGUUGGAACAGAUGAAAAAUGAAUGUAGGCCAAAUACUGUUACGUAUAACUGCUUGAUCGAUGGUUUCUGCAAAGCUAGCAACCUUGAUAAAGCACAUGAGCUAUUUGAUCAGAUGAACAAGGAAGGAGUGGUACCAAAUGUGAUCACCCUCAAUACACUAAUUAAUGGUUUGUGCAAACAUGGGAGGGUUGGCAGUGCUGUUGAGUUUUUCAAUGAGAUGCAAAGGAAAGGCGUAAAAGGGAAUUCUGUGACCUAUACCUCUCUAAUCUCUGCCUUUUGUAACGUGAACAACAUUGAUAAAGCCAUGCAAUAUUUUGACAUGAUGUUGAGUUCUGGAUGCUCUCCAGAUGUGAUCGUCUUCUACAGUUUGAUAUCUGGUUUGAGUCUUGCUGGGAGGAUGGAUGAUGCUAGUCUUGUUGUGUCAAAGUUGAAAGAGGCCGGAUUUGGUCUUGACUUGUGUUGCUAUAAUGUGUUGAUAAGUGGAUAUUGCAAGAAGAAGAAGUUGGAAAAAGUACAUGAAAUGCUACAGGAAAUGGAACAAGCUGGAGUUAAGCCUGAUAUUCUCACUUAUAAUACUCUAAUAUCCUUCCUUGGCAAGAUUGGAGAUUUUGAAACUACUUGUGAGUUAUUAAGAAAGAUGAGAAAGGAGGGUCUUGUGCCUUCUGUGGUCACUUAUGGGGCAAUUAUACAUGCUUAUUGUUUACAUGGAAAUGUUGAUGAAGCCAUGAAAAUGUUCAGGGAAAUGAAUUCUACACUGAAGGUUCCUCCCAACACUGUCAUAUACAACAUUUUAAUUGAUUCUCUGUGCAAGGUUAAUGAUGUAGAAAGUGCUCUUAAUUUUAUGGAUGACAUGAAAGUGAAGGGGAUUAGACCUAAUACAACUACAUAUAAUGCUAUUUUGAAAGGGAUUCGUGAUAAGAAAAUGUUACAUAAAGCAUUUGAACUUAUGGAUAGCAUGGUUGAACAUGCUUGCAGACCUGACUAUGUGACCUUGGAAAUUCUAACUGAAUGGCUCUCUGCAGUUGGUGAAAUGAACAAAUUGAAAACUUUUAUCCAAGGGUACACGGUUUCCUCUUGUACGGUAGAGCGUGACUAGUUUAUGGUUUGGAUAUAUAGUCAAAUGGUCAUUAUUUGUGUUUCAACCACAAAAGAGCAGGUGCACAGUAAAUGCAACUUGGGUUGGGUAGAUAUCAAUUCUUUCCUAUUGUUUAGCUCAAUCUUAUGGAGUUGAGAUAUUGUAAUGCAAUGUAUGUCGUAUGCCAUUAAGACUUCAUUGCUGUGAGGACUUAAUAAUCCUAAUUCCAAGAACUAUAAUUUAUGCCUGAUUUUCAGCUUAAGAUCAAAUAUGGUACGGAUAUAGAUAAGCUUUAUCAGACAACUUAUUGCAGUCGGUUUUCAACAUGGAUCCUAAUAGAUAGAUGGAAACCCCCUGAGGGUUUGUGAGUUUUGAUACUGAUGGCUCAGUUCUUGAUAGUAAUGAUACAGCUCGUGGUGAAGUAAUUAGAGACAAAGCAGGUAACUGGAUUAGGGGCUACUGCAACAAGCUGCCUAAUUACCCUACUGCUAUAACUGAAAUUUGUGGCAUGAUUAUGGAUUAGAUCUUUGCUGGGACCUUGGUUACAGGAAUGUUGAGGUUGAGGUCUUUAUUGGUUGUGCUCUUGCUAUCAACAUCAUUUCCAGGGACCAAUUGUUUGACCACUCUUUCCAGGAUGUUAUUCUAAAAGCUCGUGAGUUCUUGUUCUGUAAAUGUAAUGCUCCUCUUAGUUUCAUGUAUAGGCAUUUAAAUUGUACUGCUGACUGCUUGGCUAGAAAAAGCCAUGAACUUGAUUUUGCUUUUUGUAUUUUUGAUCAACCCUUAUGUUUUGUUCUAAUUGGUGGUGGUUGAUGAAAGGCUUGUUCCUGAUUAGAUAUGGAUGAUCUUUUCAUGGUUU
Molecule: messenger RNA, 3593 nt
Organism: Prosopis cineraria
Lineage: Eukaryota; Viridiplantae; Streptophyta; Magnoliopsida; Fabales; Fabaceae
Product: pentatricopeptide repeat-containing protein At5g28460-like
Exons: 3
Coding region: 482-2758 (758 amino acids)
Molecular function (GO): protein binding
Source: RefSeq, a predicted model, not a curated record